AUUUCCUUCUCCCCACCUCGUCCUUUUUUCCUUUUACCUUUUUCUUUUUUCCCAUCAUUUCUCGUCCUUCGCUUAAUCAAAACCCCUUCCACCCCUUUCGUUUACCCUUUCUUUGAACUUUCUUUCGUUAAGUGACUCCUAUUCGGUGUGUUGGACGAACAUCUAUGUCCUAGUCUGUCUCCUGAUCUCACAUUGCGAUAUCACCGAAUCACCGAAACAGCGACACCGUUGCCGGCCCUUUUCAACCGCUACCUGGUCUGGAUAUUUACCGGGUUUCGGAUGAUCCGUGGUGUCCACGUUAAAUCGUCUAUUAUCUUAAUACUUCCUGGUGGCUGGAUUUGAAAAAAGUCCUGCCCUACCGUCUUUCGUUUCUUACAUCUCGAUUUCCUUACCACCAAGUUUUGACUCGGCAUUCGCUGCGCGACCCACCUAGUCACAACCUGGUAUUCUAUUCUCUAUAUUGGUAACAGUGGAACAUUUUACUGCUUCUUGUUCGUCCCGAUAAAUCCAUCAACACAACUUUUCACGGUACGAUAUGACAACCAUUUGCACAACGCCCAAUUCCCCGCCCGAACUUUCCGGCUCCAAAUCUUCUAAAUCCUCCUCAUUUCGCUCCUCGUCUCAACUCGAUGGCCCCGAUGGUAUCUUUACGGAUAUAUCGAACUUUGAAGACAUUGGCCUUGAAGAUGAUGCAGACCUAGCAUAUAACAAUGCCGUCGCCUCGCCCUAUGGCCGACCCGGCCUUCCGCGGUCAUCGACCGCACGAAUGCAAUCCAAGGCCUCAAUGAUCACAACGCGCGAAUUGACCACUACCUCGCAACAAACAAAGGGUUCGCACAAGCCCCCGGCACAAGUCAACGGAAUGCUCAGUCUACAAACACGCAGCAUUGCGAGAUCAAAGUCUGGGAACAAACGUGACCCUGGUAGUACCAAGUCGCCGUUACAAACGCCCAACUCUCAGCGUGCUCGAUCCACAUCGCCCCUUCGGCCAGCAUCUCAUCUGGGCUCCUCGCCGUCUACUCAUAGCCUAUCCUUGUCACCAGCCAAUGCACGGCCUCCGUUGAACCGAAAACAGUCUUGGCAGCCAAACCGCAAGACUUUGAAGGAACUGGAGGAAGAAUAUCAUGACUCAGAUGAGGAGCUACCAGAAGACGCAAGUCUGUGGAACGUCCCAAUAUCUCCUCGACCUCUUGAAGAUCGCCCAGCCUCUCGAAGCACAAGUCCAAACGGUCGGAGUCCGGGACCUCGGCCCCUUCCCUUAUCGCACUCCGUCAAGGAUGCUUCAUUGCCGGGUGUAAGAUCACCGAGCGGAUCUCGACCUGCUCGGCCUGCCGUGCGAUCUAGCUCUGCAGGCCCUGAACGUGGCCAGAUUUCCCCGCGUAAUCCGCGUGUUUAUUCGUACAAUAGCAUGAUGUCUGAUUUGUCGGAAGAAGCAAAGAUUAUCACCGAGGCUCUGGAACAUCAUGCAGACCAGCGCGAACGGAAGCGGGGAGAAAACUUGCAAAGCGGCUUAUCAUCCCUGAGGUCAAGCGAGGAGUCUAAGCGGGGUUCUAGAGGCACCAUUGAGCUGCCCCCGUUGCAAAAGUCCAACAUUAUGAUUGAUCCAUUACCUAUCAGCAAAGAAAAGGAAAAGGUCCUCACUAGAACUCGGCCCAGUUGGCUUCCUCCUAAGGAUCAGAAGGAGGAAAAGAAGCAUCUGAAAGAGUACAAGAGAAUGAUAGCGCAAUCACGGGAAGCAGACAAGCGCCGGGCAGCGAAGGCUGCCUCAGCCAAGUGCGAGAAAGACAACACCCGAGAAACACUUCAGCGUAUCUGGGAUGAUUAUGUUUACCCCAAUUGGGAGAAGGCCAUAGGUGAGACCAGAACACGUGAACUGUGGUGGCGUGGAAUACCUGCUCGAAGCAGAGGAACAACCUGGCAGCGUGCCAUCGGCAAUGAGCUGUCUUUGUCCGAGGAAACGUACAAGAAGGCAUUGCAGCGCGCCAAAGACGUACGGUCAAGGGCCGAUGGCGAUGCAGGAGAGAGUAACAAACGAAUGCGAGAGUGGUUUGAGGCAAUUGAAGCCGACGCAUCCAAAGCAUUCCCAGAUUUGAAACUCUUCCAGGAAGGCGGCCCUUUACGGGAACCACUGAUUGAUGUAUUGGAGGCAUACUCUAUGUAUCGGAGUGACGUGGGCUAUAUCACCGGUCUCCAUACAAUUGCUGCUCUCCUCGUCCUUCAAUUCCCAUCACCUUCAUCUGCAUUCCUCGCAAUGGCCAAUGCACUCAAUCGAUCCUUGCCUGUUGCUUUCCUCACCCUGGACCGCGGGGCGAUCGGUCGUACUUACACACUAACGACUGCGACGCUUCGUUAUAAAUUCCCUCGCCUAGCCUCACACCUUACCGAGACGCUUCAGCUCUCGGACGAAGAGAUCUGGGAACCGAUGUUCCGCUCCCUCCUCACAAACGGCCUAGACCUCGAGCGUAUCAGCCGCGUCUGGGAUUGCUGGGUAUUCGAGGGAGACCGCAUCAUGCUUCGAGCUGCGGUGGCGGUUCUUGGUUGCUUGCAGGCGCAACUGUUUGGGUUUACAAAACCAGAUGACGAGAGCCGUGCCGCGGUUAGAGAGAUCCUCGGAUGGGGCCCCCGUAGUGCCGGAGCCAAGCCUAAGGAGCGCCAUAGUGCUCCGGUAACAUCUGCUGGGGGCUUCGGUGGCGGUCAAUUCUCCAAUGCCGGCAUUGGUGACUACUGGAUACUCACGACCGCGGGCGACGAAGAUGGAUUUAUGAACGAGGUUAGGGAAGCGGGCAAAGUGCGGGAUUAAAUGUUUGCCCGUUGGAGUUAAUUUUUUUUUCAAUUCAUUCAGCCACUCUUUCCCUCGCGAGGCUAUUUAUUUUACUACUUGUAUACCUACCGUUCGUUUGACUUAUGCGUUUUCCCUUAACUUCUUGCCAUUGGAUAUAUUUAUUCUAUAGCUGCUUAGGGCAUUUCAUGCCAACUAAGCUAAUUAUCACUUACACUUGAUGUCCU
Molecule: messenger RNA, 3006 nt
Organism: Aspergillus pseudotamarii
Lineage: Eukaryota; Fungi; Ascomycota; Eurotiomycetes; Eurotiales; Aspergillaceae
Product: putative TBC domain protein
Exons: 3
Coding region: 536-2800 (754 amino acids)
Biological process (GO): activation of GTPase activity
Molecular function (GO): GTPase activator activity
Source: RefSeq, a predicted model, not a curated record